CAUAAAUAAAUCUUUGGAGUCUUCUGCCACGUAGCUGAAACUUCCUUGUCGGGUCGUAGAGCCCCUCAGAGGAGAGAAAAAGGUCAGAAACAGUCGUGGACAUCUUGAAGGAAGCAACACAAAGCAGUGGUAAUUACUGAUCACAGUUUCACAUAGAAAAAAGUUUACUUUUUCUGCGGCAGAUGGGAAAUGCAGGCUGCAGUUUUCUUCCAGAAACUUUUUGGAUGCUCGGCCUGGAGGCGUUCCGGCUUGAUGAUGAAACACGACCAAGUUCAUGAUCAGGGCAGCUUCCAGAGCACUUCAACUCUCCACUCCAGCACAAAAUACCCCCACUGAUUUCUUUUACAACAGACCAGACCAUCCAGCCCAAACAGCUGAAUCUGUUUCUGGUUAAAAAGUUGUAAAGCUUUGCACAGUUUGUAAGCCGUAGGUUUGAUAUGGGAGCGAGCUGCGCCUGCUGAGGGCUAUUUAUGGAUAAUUAGGACAUAGACAGGCAACCUCGAGUGGGCUCAUCACAAACGAGGAGCAUCAACAAGGUGGUUGCCAUGGUUACGCGGCUGCAGUGACGACCCUCCGGACUGAAGGGGCUUCAGAGCAGUUUUGGGGGCCUCCUGAGAAGAAGGCUGUUGCAUGUUAGUGGACGAUGAUGCAGCUUUGAAGAUCCUCAAAGGAAAAAUGGGCUGCCCUAUUCUGGUCCUUCCCACUGCGGUCUCCACUCUCGGCGGCCUGGUGUUCGGCUAUGAGCUUGGGAUAAUCUCCGGUGCCUUGAUGCAGCUCCAAGCCCAGUUCCAUCUGACCUGUGUCCAGCAGGAGACUGUGGUCAGCGCUCUUCUCAUUGGGGCUGUCUUUGCUUCUGUGAUCGGCGGUUGGCUGAUCGACCACCACGGCAGGAGGACUUCCAUACUGCUCAGCAAUCUUCUCAUCCUCGGAGGCAGCCUGAUCCUCAGCUCUAGCAGCUCCUUCAUGAUGCUAGUCGUUGGCCGGCUCUUGGUGGGCUUCGCCAUGUCCAUAUCUUCGAUGUCCUGCUGCAUCUUUGUGUCUGAGAUGGUUCCCUCGAACCGCAGAGGUCUGAUGGUCACCCUGUACGAAGCUGGCGUCACCGUUGGGAUCUUGGUGGCUUAUGCGGUCAACUAUAUACUCUCUGGUGCCCAGGAUGGAUGGAGAUACAUGUUUGGGUUUGCCAUUGCGCCGUGCCUUGCGCAACUAGCCUCUGUCUGGGUUCUGCCAUCACGGCAUGUGAGUCUGGUUCAACUUAUACCAGAGAGUCAAAGCUGCAGUGAUGGUGCUGAAGAAGGGGCUUCAAGCCAAGAGCAAACAGAGAAAAAGCGAUACACCAUCCUGCAUCUCUUUCAGCGAGAAGAUAACAUGCGCACAAGGAUGAUGAUUGGUCUCGGGCUCGUGCUCUUCCAGCAGUUCACAGGUCAGCCAAACGUGCUAUUCUACGCCUCCACCAUCUUCCGCUCUGUGGGAUUCAGGGAUUAUGCCUCGGCUGUGCUGGCCUCAGUCGGCCUUGGGAUUGUUAAAGUCAUUUCGACCUCAGUGGCGAUGCUCUGUGCAGACAAGGCCGGCCGGAGGCUGCUUCUGAUCAGCGGCUGCUCUGUGAUGGCUUUAGGUUUGAUAUUUAUUGGAUUUUUGAGCAGGAAUUCUCUGUUUGACACAAGACACUGUAGCUCUGAGAUGCAUCCAAAUGACACCAUAUUACCUGAAAACCUCACUGAACUGGUGAAGAUUACAAAUGAUACCAGUGAUGCUGGAGCUCCUCGCGCUGUGGGGAAUUUCAACUGGCUUAUUUUGAUCUGCAUGAUGUCAGUCGUCAGUGCCUUUUCUGUCGGGUUUGGGCCAAUGACCUGGCUGGUCCUGAGUGAAAUAUUCCCCGCGGACAUGAGGGGACGAGCCUUUGCGUUCACCAACUGCUUCAACUGGGUGGCCAACCUGAUAGUAACCUUCUCUUUUCUGAGUGUAAUAGAUGUGAUCGGCCUUUCUGGAGUGUUCUUUAUUUAUGGAGUGAUUGCAGUGGCAGCUGUUGUUUUCAUCUAUUUUCUGCUACCAGAAACCAAAGGAAAAUCUCUCCACGACAUCGACAAGGAGCUCUGUGAAAGACGAUUUCCUCACAGAGAGGAGUUCUGCAGAAUCUUCAGAAGAUGCCGCUCACCUGGCUAUCAAAGAGUGUCCUGGGGAAAUUCAUCAUUAUGAUAUUCAAAAAUUGUGCACAUCAGUGUGGCCACUUAAUCCACCAGCGAAGAUCUGGACCUUUACUGUAACAGUAAUAACUUUGAAAAUAUCAACAUGUUGCAUUAAAUCACUUUUUUCACAUUGCUUCA
This is a messenger RNA of Colossoma macropomum (tambaqui), 2321 nucleotides long. RefSeq names its product solute carrier family 2 member 10 (gene slc2a10). The record is from RefSeq and is a predicted model, not a curated record. Gene Ontology annotation, molecular function: transmembrane transporter activity. The coding region runs from base 631 to 2193 and encodes 520 amino acids. Gene Ontology annotation, cellular component: membrane. Gene Ontology annotation, biological process: transmembrane transport. NCBI's taxonomy places the organism in Eukaryota, Metazoa, Chordata, Actinopteri, Characiformes, Serrasalmidae. The transcript is spliced from 6 exons.